UUAAUCACAGCUGUUUCUUAUCACUUUGAUUCUCAGUCCAAACAAACAUGCAAUGUAACAGCAAAUCCAUAAAAUCAUGCAAUAAUAACUCCAUAAAACCAUAUGUAAAACAUAUACAAACGCUGACAAAACCCAAACGGAAUAAUAUGUUAGGAUCAAGUGAAUCAAAACUUAAAAGCUAGCUUAAAAGAAUAUCCCACUCUGACAAUAUAAUGAAGACACACUGGGAAAAUAGAAUUGUCUCCUCCUUAAAAACAGAACAAGAACUCCUGAGUGUUACUCGUCUUCACAGUAUGUGCAUGAUUUCAAACAUAUUUCUCUAAAGUGAUAGAGAUGCUCCGGCACAUCAUGGAAAUUAACUUUGAUUGCGGCUGUAAAACUGCCAUAGGGACGUCUCUUGCAAGUGGAUAUGAUUGGAAUCAGACUGGUGUUUGAUAUUUGUUAGAAACCGGCAGGAAUUAAAGUCGCACCAUAUGAAGCAAUUUUAAUUACUCUACCCAAACAUGGUGGCAAUGGGACUCCCGCAUCCUCUCUGAAUGGCAGUGCAGGAUGGAGAUUAUUUCAAGCCCACAGCACAUCAAAUUAAUGACAAUAUGAAGGAUCUUGUGGUCAGCGCUUACACAUUACAUCAGUGUCUCCACCGGCCAGUGUGUGUGAGCGGUGUGUGUUUGCUUAUGUGCAUAUGGCCAGGAUGCGCAGCGAAUCCCUUCAAGUAUCUCCUAAUUAGACCCAGCACGACCUUCCUGCUCUCACACAGUGUACUAUUUCACUCUUCACCCAAUUAUUUUAAUCCUCUGAUUGCUCAGACAGCAAUUGGUCUGAGAGUCUACAGAGACAGAUACUGCUGGGGAGAUGAGUGUGUCUGGAAAUGUGGACACAUCAGCCACCACAGUGGUCUGAUCACCAGGUCCUCUGCCCCCAGGGCUCUGUAGUUCCGGCCUGCUGUGUGCUCCACUGGGGUUACUCCGCCUAAAAUAAGAUGUCCACUUAUAAUGUGGAAAACUUUAACAUAAAAUUGCCUUCAUUUCAAAUUAAACCCCAAUGUCACCACUCAAGCAGAUAGACGAUCUAAUUAAUUACAGUAGAAACAGACAUAUUUCUAGGUAUUAUACAGCAAUUACAUCAUACAUUCGUCAGGAUAUGCCUGUAUAAUGAAAUACAAUGGAGUCCCUCUUGGUUAAUUAUGAUGACCAUGCUGUAUACGGUAGCAGGGAAAGUCACUUUAAUAAAGGUUAGGAAUCUGAUCUGUGCUUGAAGCGGCAUAUGGAGACACAAAGAAAGACAUCUCACUUCUUCACUGUCACUCAAACACUGCUAGGACUGAGCACAGUUAAAGCGUCUGUCGACAUUCCUUUGUUAUUGUUUCUGCUGUGGACCUCAGCACAAAGGAAACCAUUUUAUGCAUCACAUUGAAGAGGAUACUGUGUCAUUUUUCAGCACUUCAAGUCAAAGGGUCCACCUUGACUCUGUAAGUUUCCUGCCUGCCUGACUCGCUCUCAGCCUCGCCUAGAUGAACCCCGGAAAUCCACGUGUCAUCAUCUACAACUGCUCUGUUCCUUCCACACCAGUUACUCCUGUCUGCUCACAGAACCAUCAUCACUGAUCACGCUGAACUGAAAUAAAACUGUGUUCACUUCCUACUAAUCUCUUUGAGUCUGUAUUCUGGGUCCAGCUCUGUCUGUGUAUCGUAACAAAGAGUUUUCUCUUCAGUUUGACUUAGAGUGAACCCCAUAUAACCUUCUAUUAAGCCAUUUUUAUUUGCAAAGUGAUCCAGUUGUGGAUUGAGAAGGCAAUUCAUGCAGCAAAUUAAUAUAUUCUAAUCCCUUAAACUGUUUGACACUUCUCACAGAAUGAAUUUUUUUAGAAUCAUCUUAAUUUCAAAGAUUUCAAACCACUCAGGGAAUUCAUCCUACUGGCCUUGAAUGGAAGGGUUAGAAAGUUGUCAACAUGGCAUGUCUCUGUCCCCUCUUUUUUCUGUCCCUCCAGCCUAAGGUAAAGCUGCCCCCUCCAAAUAAACCCAAUAAAGCUGUACAAUACACGUGUGCCUUUGAAGAGCGUGUAAGGGUUAUAGUGUUUUUUUUUUUUAGCUUUUUUCCCCCAAGACUGUGACGUGUGCCUAUGGGCCCUUGCUAGUAGAGGAGUGAUUGUGGAGCCAGCCCCACUCAAUAAUUUCCUAAUGUCAGUGCAUAGGACUGGGGACCCACUGACCGUUCUCUUAAAUCGAGUCUGAUGUGACCUCGAUUUAACUCAGAGGCCCAUCAGUGUCGGCACCCAAGGUGGUGUCCGAUCUUGUGACACUGAGGAUGUCAAGUAGCUGGGAACUGUCAGAAAUAAGGUCUGAGAGUGCACAACUGACACAGGGAAAGAAAAAAUAUAACACACACACACACACCUAUAGCAGUCUAGCCUUUACUAGACUAAAAAGGCAGGCGUGUCAGCAGGAGCUAGGCAUGCAUGUGUCGUAUUUCACCUUAGUGUCAUGAACAUUGCCAUAGGUGUAUUAGAGAGAGUAAGCUGUUUUCAUGAUGUGAGCGGGUCUAUGUUUAUAUGAAUACAUAAAAUAUGUGAAAACCAUCAGACUACAGUGUGAGUGUGACAAUAGGAUUUCCUUUCAACGAAACCCAAUAGCUCAUUUAACAAAAUAAUCAGCUUAUACAUGGAGAGCAAUGCCUCUCCUCUCGGGUUCAAAAUUAUGAUAAUAUGAGUGUGUGUGUGUGUGUGUUUGUGUUUGAAUACUGUAUUUAUGUAUUCAGGCAUGUGCAUACCGAUUAGCAUGUACAAUCACACAUGCAUAAACAAAGUCUAUGGACACCCAAACAUUAUACCCAUAUGUGAUUUUUGAACAUGUCACUUCAAAACCAUGAGCAUCAAUGUAUUGCUGUAACAGCCUCAACCUGCAGCCAGGAUUUGCUCCCAUUCAGCAACAAGAAUAUUAGUGAGGUCCAACACUGAUGUUGGGCGAUAAGGUCUGUCUCGCAGUCAGCUUUCCAGUUCAUCCCAAAGGUGUUGGAUGGGGUUGAACUCAGAACUUUGUGCAGCCCAGUCAAGUUCUUCCACACCAAACUGGGAAAAACUAUUUCUUUAUGGAGCUGGCUUUGUGCACAGGGGCAUUGUCAAGUUGAAACCGUUAUGGUUUUGGGUUUUAGUUUAGUUAUUUCCUGUUUUAUUUUGAAAUACUUCUCAUUGUUUCUUAGUUAACUUCACUUCUUGUCUUUAUGCGUUUUACCGCCUGUGUAAUUGUCUGCCCUGAUUAGUUUCACCUGUCUCUCAUUAUCCUUCCUCCUCUAGUGUAUUUAGUCUGUGUGUUCCCUUGUUUCAGUGCCAGUUCGUCUUUGCAUUGCAGCCUUUUCCCUAGUGUGUUCCUGAUGUUUGGACUUUUGCUUUGGUUUACCUAGUUUGUGGCUUUUUGGAUUUGACCUGCUUCCUAUCGGAUUUGUUUGGACUGCUUCUCUUGUCUUGACUUUAGCAUGUUUCAUCAUCCAUAUCGUCUUCUAGAUCUUCUUCUAGGCCUUCUUCUCAUUCUGACGACCUCCCGGAAGACGAAUACAUGUCAGAAGGAGGAGAAGAAGAAGGAGAAGGUGGAAGAGAAAAAGAUAAUAAAGAAGGAGCCUGAGAAGAAGGGGCCCACAGGCGGCGGGGUUCAUGUCCAAAGACGGCAAAGACAAAUGGUACCCCGUGGCAUUUCACCUGCAAACGGGGGACACUCGAACGGCGAGAGGACCUCCACCUCCUCAUCAUCCUCAUCCCCCUCAUCCACCUUGGCCACCACCGCCCGUGGACCCACGCCGUACACGGUGUCCCUAGCACACAACAUCGGGGCCGUGUUCUGCCUGCUGUUCACGUCGGCCAUAGAGCAGCUCGUCCUGGAGAUGACCAACCUUAAGCCCAGCAAGCCGGCCAAGUAUGGAAUCAAAUCCUGGGUGGCCUGUGAUGCACAGUCCAGCUACACCUGGAAGAUGCAGAUCUACACUGGGAAACCCGCAGCCAGCGGAGCCCCGGCCGCUGCUCCCAAAAGGAAUCAGGGGAUGCGCGUCAUGCUCGACCUGACCGAGGGCCUGAGGGGUCCCCACAACGUCACCUGCGACAACUUCUAUGAGCUCGGACGGCAGCUCCUCCCCCGGAACCUCACCAUGGUCGGCACAGUCAGGAAGAACAAGCCUGAGCUCCCACCCGUGCUACUCGCCUGAAUACUCCAUUCUAACUGGAAGGAGGGGUGA
This is a messenger RNA of Siniperca chuatsi (mandarin fish), 4217 nucleotides long. RefSeq lists its product as uncharacterized. Bases 3468 to 4187 code for a protein of 239 amino acids. Lineage: Eukaryota; Metazoa; Chordata; Actinopteri; Centrarchiformes; Sinipercidae. The record is from RefSeq and is a predicted model, not a curated record. The transcript has 3 exons.